AUGCCCCCUCUCCUCGUCCUCUCUCCUCUAUUCCCUUGUGCUCUUCUGCACUCGCUCCUGCUCGCAACAAGGGUUGGGGGCGACGUGGGGGACGUGCCGCACUAUGACGAGCUGCUCAAUGUUGCACCGACCAACGCCCCCUCCCCUCAUUCUCUCCCCCCUCCCCUCAUUCUCUCCCCCUCUCCCAUUCUCUCCCCCUCUCCCAUUAUCUCCCCUCUCCUCAUCUUCUCCCCCCUCUCCUCAUUCUCUCCCCCCUCUCCUCAUUCUCUCCCCCUGUCCCAUCCUCUCCCCCUCUCCCAUCUCUCCCCUCUCCAUCUCUCCCCCUCUCCCAUCUCUCCCCCCCCUCUCCUCAUUCUCUUCCCCCUCUCCUCAUUCUCUUCCCCCUCUCCUCAUUCUCUUCCCCCUCUCCUCAUUCUCUCCCCCCUCUCCUCAUUCUCUCCCCCUCUCCUCAUUCUCUCCCCCCCUCUCCCAUUCUCCCCCCCUCUCCCAUUCUCUCUCUCUCCCCCCCUCUCCCAUUCUCUCCCCCCUCUCCCAUUCUCUCCCCCCUCUCCUCAUUCUCUCCCCCCUCUCCUCAUUCUCUCCCCCCUCUCCCAUUCUCUGCUGCUGUGCUGCACUCGCUCCUUGUGGCAGAAGGGGUUGGGGGUCACAUGGGACGUGCCUCUCUAUGGCGAGCUGCUCAAUAAAGGGCUGGGGGUCACAUGGGACUUGCCGCUCUAUGGUGAGCUGCUGAAGAUCGGAGGCGGCAAGGAGCGUGGGCUGGCCGCAGGCUGCUCUCACGGACGCCGUAGGGAACGACCAGCCUUCGUGGCGGGGCUGCACAAGAGCAAGACGGCACUCUUCAACGCGUUCUUGCACCAACCCCCUCAUCUCCCACCCUCUCCCUGUACCCUUCCCAGCAUGACCCACUAUUUCAAUCAAGUGGGCUGGCCGCAAGCUGCCCCCACGGACCCCGCAGAUCAAGCAGCCUCUGCGGCGGGGCUCCAUAAGAGAGCAAGACGGCGCUAUUCAAUGCCUGCUUGCUUGCAUCCCCCUCCCUCUCAUCUUUCCCCCCUUUCGUCCCUUCUCAGCAUGACCCGCUACUUCAACUCGGUGGGCUGGCCGCAGGCAGCCCCCACGGACCCCGCAGAGCGAGCAGGGCUGCACAAGAGCAAGACGGCGCUCUUCAUGCAUCCCCCUCUCUCUCACCCCCCACCCAACUCCCCUUCCCCCCUGUACCCUUCCCAGCAUGACUCAUUACUUCAAUCAGGUGGGCUGGCCCCAGCAGCCCCCACGGACCCCGCAGAGCGAGCAACCUUCGUGGCGGGGCUGCAUAAGAGCAAGACGGCGCUCUUCAUGCAGCUUGUGGAGACGGGCGCGCUGCCGUUGCGACCAGGCGUGGCACGGCUGAUCGACGAGGCACUGGCAGCAGGUGUGCAGGUGGCAGUGUGCAGCACAUCCAAUGAGAAGGCGGUGGGGGCGAUUGUGAGGGUCAUGCUGGGCGAGGGGAGGGCGCAGCACAUGCGGAUAUUCGCCGGGGAUGUGGUUCCCAAGAAAGAAACCCGACCCGGCAAUCUACAACCUAGCUGCCACCACUCUCAACCUCAAUCCUGCACAGUAUGCUAUCUGUGUGGUGGUGUUAGAGGUCAAUCACAUCAGAGAAGAAAAGGGUUCGAACUGCAGCAAGCCCUGCUAUCAGCAGAUGAGUCAGUGGCGGACGUCACUCUGUGGGACGCCAUGGAGCGGGCCGCCCAGCCCUUCCCCUCCGUGCCCGCGCCCUCUGUAGCCGCUGCCCCGCAGCCACAGGCGAGUGACAGCAGCAGCGUGUGGCCCAACAACGUGGGCGAGCGGGUGUGUAUCGUGUCGGGGUUGUCAGGCAUUGAGAUCAUGGACCUGGUGGAGAUCAUCAGCAGCCUGGACAUACCCCCCAUGGUGUUUGCAGCCAUGGUGCCCAAGUCGGCAGCCAGGCCGGUGAGGGAGGUGGUGGAGGAUCUCGUGGCGGACCACCGCUUGCUGCACCCAAAUUUGAGUCGACCGUGCACUGAGCAGAGAGUUGAGGGAGGUGGUGGAAGAUCUCGUGGCGGACCAUCGCCUGCUGCACAGCCAGUCUGA
Messenger RNA from Closterium sp. Yama58-4, 2088 nucleotides. NCBI's taxonomy places the organism in Eukaryota, Viridiplantae, Streptophyta, Zygnematophyceae, Desmidiales, Closteriaceae. The record is from the annotation of a GenBank genome assembly.